Trichophyton benhamiae CBS 112371 is the source of this 213-nucleotide messenger RNA. RefSeq lists its product as uncharacterized. NCBI's taxonomy places the organism in Eukaryota, Fungi, Ascomycota, Eurotiomycetes, Onygenales, Arthrodermataceae. The transcript has a single exon. The record is from RefSeq and is a predicted model, not a curated record. Bases 1 to 213 code for a protein of 70 amino acids.
AUGUUCACCUUGCUGGAGGAUGAAGAUGAAGAAGAGGAUGAGGAGAGAGAGGAUGAAGAUGUUGAUGCUCGUGAGCUGGUUCGCCGCUCGCACUCGGCCAGUAUCUCCUCUAGUCGGACGUCGUCUUCGGAUACAUGGUGGCUCUCUGCAUCUAGCAGCUCCACGAACCGUGAUGUGAAUGGCAUUGCAGGAAGUGCUAGUGGUUGUUUGUAG